This is a messenger RNA of Aspergillus udagawae, 3099 nucleotides long. RefSeq names its product putative NRPS-like protein biosynthetic cluster. NCBI's taxonomy places the organism in Eukaryota, Fungi, Ascomycota, Eurotiomycetes, Eurotiales, Aspergillaceae. The record is from RefSeq and is a predicted model, not a curated record. The transcript is spliced from 3 exons. Bases 1 to 3099 code for a protein of 1032 amino acids.
AUGGCGCCAAGUUUCGAUUCUCCCACUACGUUCACUACCACCUUGGACGUAUGCUUCGAUCGCGCGACCCUGUGCUUGGAUAACGAGGCCAGCAAGGAGGGCGUUCACUCCCUGCCGGAUCUGAUUCAGUUCAACGCAGACCACAACCCUGACCAUUUGUUCGCCAUCCAGGAGGUGAAACUUGGCCAGGAGCGACAUCUGGAGCGAGUGACUUUUCUAAGCCUACAUCAUGCAGUCCUCGCUUGUCGGGAAUGGUUAGCUGCCAAUUUUCCAGUUCGGGGAAACAAAAAGCCCAUUGGUCUCCUUAUGGAAAGUGGUCUUGGGCUCUUCAUUUACCUCGCCUCCCUCCUCUCCCUAGAGAGCCCUGUUCUUCUUCUCUCUGCUCGACUGGGCCCAGCAGCCAUCAGCCAUCUUGUCGGGAAGACCGGCUCAGUUGCUAUUCUCACAUCCAAAAGGACAGAGUCGCUAGCAUCUCAUGCAACUCUUGGUAGUCCAAUAAAAAUCCUAAACGCCCCUCCACUUUCGGACUUCCUGACCUCACCUUCAAUCAGAUACGCAGGCCAGCGUCUCCCAAGGGUUCCCUCUCACAAGGACGAGCCCGGCACGCUUAUACUGCACUCUUCUGGGACAACUGGACUUCCCAAACCCGUCUUUCUCACGCAUCGUUACGUUCUGGGCUACGCCGCGUGUCACCGUCUGCAUCCCGAAGAGUCCGUAGGCCGUGUGAACGUCUCGACACUACCACUCUACCAUGGCUUUGGCCUCCUUGCCCCGUGUCUCAGUUUAUCUGUGGGAAAGCCAUGCUGCUUCCCUUCACCUUCUAUCAUUCCCUCCGCCACCUCCACCAUCGAACUCCUCCAAUCUACCAACGCCCUAUCUCUAAUGACUGUUCCCUCGAUCAUCGAAGAAAUAGCAUCCUUCUCGGGAUCAUCGUCUGUUGAAACUCUGCGAUCCCUUGACUUCGUGGCCGUGGGCGGUGGUGCCAUCAAACCCGAGGUCGGCGAAAAGCUGCACACCCAGGGCGUAACCCUGCUGAAUCAUUACGGGGCCACUGAGAUCGGGGCAAUUGCACAUAUUUUUGUGCCAGACGAAACCUACGACUGGCACUAUCUGCGCCUCAGAAGCGACUUGGGAUUGCAGGUCAAAAGCGUCGAAUCCGACAACAGCUUGCACUGCAAACUGCUUGGGUAUCCGUUCGGGUGGGAACGAGCGUUUGAAGUGCAGGAUCUUCUAGAGCGGAACCCAGCUUCCAUCAAUGAUGUCGAAGUCAAGAUACUGUCAAGGAAGGAUGAUGUUAUUGUACUUGCCACGGGUGAGAAGGUUCUUCCGCAGCUAUUGGAAGAGACAUUGAAUGGCAAGGCCGGCAUCAAGACGGCUGUAGUCUUCGGCGAACGCCGCGAGACUGUCGGCGUGCUCAUUGAAUCACAGCAACCAAUUGCUCCUGCUGAAUACCAGGGGUUUACCAACAAGGUAUGGACAUGGAUUGAUGAGGUUAAUCAUCUUGUCGAUCGACAUGCCCGGGUUCCUUCCCCAGAUGCCGUCGUGGUGGUGCCAGAGGGCAAGUCUAUCCCACGAUCUGACAAGGGAUCUGUCAUGAGGCAUGAGGUUUCUCGAGUUUUCGCCGAUGAAAUUGAGAGAGCCUAUUUAUCACUGAGCAAGAAUGAAAUCUAUCUCAAUCCUGCCAAUGUUCUCCCAGGCUUACGAGCCUUAGUCCAGGCUUGUUUGGGUGACCGCAUCAAGACAACUAUUGCCAAUGAGUCGGAUUUCUUCGAACUGGGCAUGGACUCUCUAGAGGCUACCCGCCUUUCGCGACAGCUUAACUCGCUCCCAAACCGGGACUCUUUCCCGGGGCUCACGGAAGAAGUACGCCCGGACUUCAUUUACCAGCACCCAACUCUUUCUUCACUAGCAGGAGCCAUGGCGGGUGAACCAGCCCCACCGCCAAGAUCUCAAAAAGCAUUCGAGAUGCAGGAUAUGCUGCGGAGAGCACUGCAGUGCAUCCGUAGCGCUGGAAGUGAAGUCGUCUUGCUCACUGGGUCGACGGGUACUCUGGGAGUACACAUGCUCGAGAUCCUCUGUUGCAAUCCUCGUGUCAAGAGCAUUAUUUGCGUUAACCGCACCAAACCAGGUGUGGACGCAUGGACUCGGCAGGAGGAAUCUUGUCGCGCCAAGGGGAUACAGCUACCUCUUUCUUCGAGGGACAAGAUCGUUUGUCUCCAAACUGCUACCCAGGACCAUCAUCUGGGCCUCUCGGAUGAGGUUUACGCCAGCUUGACCUCCAAGGUCACGCACAUCAUCCACAAUGCCUGGCCGAUGGAUUUCAAGCGCCGGCUCUCCUCUUUCCAGGCUCCCAUUCAGUCGCUCUCCAACCUUAUCCAGCUCGCCAAAGAUAUCCACACUCUCCGACCUCAUGUGGUUCCCCGGCUCGUAUUCACCUCAUCCAUUGCGGUCACAGGGCGGUAUCCUGGAAGACGGGUCGCUGAGCAGCGCAUGACGGAUCCAAACUGGGCUGCGGCGAUGGGAUACGCCGAAGCCAAAUGGGUGUGUGAGUGUCUUUUGGAAGAUGCUGCGCAGGAUUCUCCAGGCUCGUUUCAACCGGCGGUUGUGCGCCUUGGCCAACUCAGUGGCUCGAAUCACUCAGGGUUCUGGUCCAAGACAGAACAUCUGCCUGCGCUAGUCUCGACAUCGGCAAAGAUCGGCGCUCUUCCUAACAUUCAAGGGAGUUUCUCCUGGCUGCCUAUGGACAUAGCCGGUCGGGUCGUGUCAGAUAUCACUCUUUCUGACAGUCAGCAACACUUUUAUCAUGUGGAAAAUCCUAUUCGACAGCCUUGGGUGGAUUUGCUGACCUCCCUGCGCUCUGAGCUCGACGUGUCAUUGGUCGAGUUUGAGGACUGGUUUAUGCAGGCUCGUCAGACGGACCUGCUUACGGGUCUGGAGGACUUUUUCAACAAUGAUUUUGAGACCCUUGCUAGUGGGCGGAUUAUACUGCGGACCGAUUCUUCGAGGGCUGUUUCUCCAUCGCUGAGGUCUUGUGGCGGAGUUGGCGUGAAUGUCCUGAAGAAGUAUUUGCAGUCUUGGAAGGAUCAGGGCGCUUUGUAG